This is a messenger RNA of Dendrobium catenatum, 1587 nucleotides long. Its product is annotated as probable flavin-containing monooxygenase 1. The coding region runs from base 1 to 1587 and encodes 528 amino acids. NCBI's taxonomy places the organism in Eukaryota, Viridiplantae, Streptophyta, Magnoliopsida, Asparagales, Orchidaceae. Gene Ontology annotation, molecular function: NADP binding; N,N-dimethylaniline monooxygenase activity; flavin adenine dinucleotide binding. The record is from RefSeq and is a predicted model, not a curated record. The transcript has 5 exons.
AUGGAGGAAAAGAAGGUCUGCAUUGUAGGCGCCGGCGUCAGCGGCCUCGCCGCCUGCAAAUACCUGGCCCAAAAAGGCUUCCAUCCAGUUCUCUUCGAGUCGGACCGGGUGGUCGGAGGCGUGUGGGCCCGAACUCUUCCGUCGACUCGUCUCCAGUCUUCCCCACUGGACUACCAGUAUUCCGACUUUCCGUGGCCGGAGAAUUUGACCAAAAUCUUCCCUGACCACAAGCAGGUGGUGGAGUACCUCGAGUCUUAUGCUCGCCGGUUUGAUCUGCUGAAGUAUGUGAGGUUUGGGGAAAAGGUGGUGUCUUUGGAUUACGUCGGCGCCGGUGAGGACGAGAUGGAGGCUUGGGAUAUGUGGGCCGGCAACGGAGAGGCUUUCGGCGGCAGCCGGCGGGGAACUUGGCAUGUCACCGUAAGGAACGAGGAGGAUGGGAGUUGUCAGGUCCAUAUAAUGGAUUUUGUUAUCCUAUGCGUAGGAAGAUACAGUGGACUUGUUAAUAUCCCAAGUUUUCCAGCAAAUAAGGGACCUGAGGCCUUCAAUGGUGAGGUUAUUCACGUCAUGGAUUAUUGCAAAAUGGGCAGCUCAGCUGCAGAUCAUUUCUUGAAAGGAAAGCGUGUAACAGUCGUUGGAUUUCGAAAAUUUGCGCUCGACGUUGCUGCAGAAUGCGCUAAUGUUAAUGGGGCUGAGUAUCCAUGCACAAUGAUUAUUCGAGGCAAGCAUUGGAAUAUACCAAAGUUUGUGGCGUGGGGCAUCCCACUUCAUUAUUUUUGUCUUAAUCGUUUUUCUGAGUUGUUCUUUGAUAGGCCUGGUGGAGGGCUCCUAUUGAGCAUUUUGGCCACCUUGCUCUCGCCAUUGGUAUGGCUAUUCACCAAGUUUACUGAGAGCUACUUCAAGAAAAUACUCCCCAUUAAAAAGUAUGGAAUGGUUCCUGAACACAGCUUUUUCCAAGCAAUGUUUUCUUGCUUAGUCUGCGUUUUGCCAGAGAACUUCUACAAGAAGGUAGAAGAAGGGAGUAUUGUGCUCAAGCAUUCAAAGAGCUUCGAGUUCUGCAAGAAUGGAAUCAUAGUUGAAGGAGAUACUUCCCCAAUAAAUACAGAUUUGAUGAUAUUUGCAACUGGAUUCAAAAGUGAUCAGAAGAUCAAAGACUUGUUCGUUUCACCUCAUUUUCAAAAGAUUGUUAUCGGAUCAUUAGAUUUUACUAUUCCCCUCUACAGGGAAUGCAUACAUCCACGUAUUCCGCAAUUUGCGAUCAUUGGAUACUCUGAGCACGCAUCAAACAUCUAUCUUUCAGAAAUGAGAGCGAGGUGGUUGGCGCAUUUUAUCGGCGGUGGAUUCUUGCUUCCGAGCAUAAAUGAUAUGGAGAAGAGCGUGAAGGAAUGGGAUAAAUACAUGAAGAGAUAUUUGGGAAAGUUUUUUCGAAGAUCAUGCAUUACUUCUCUUCAUCUUUGGUAUAAUGAUCAGUUGUGUAAAGAUAUGGGUUGCAAUCCCAAGAGGAAGAAGGGUUUUUUGGCUGAAUGGUUCACCUCUUAUAAGCCAACUGAUUAUGCCAACUUGGAGGAGGAACAAAAAUCGAUGCUUUAA